Messenger RNA from Pararge aegeria (speckled wood butterfly), 1550 nucleotides. RefSeq lists its product as uncharacterized. NCBI's taxonomy places the organism in Eukaryota, Metazoa, Arthropoda, Insecta, Lepidoptera, Nymphalidae. Bases 24 to 1142 code for a protein of 372 amino acids. The record is from RefSeq and is a predicted model, not a curated record. The transcript is spliced from 7 exons.
AACUUUAACAAACCGCAAGCGAGAUGUCCGAUUCCGCCGGCGACAAUUCAAAACCCCGAGUAAUUGUUUUAGGAGGUUGCGGUUUCAUUGGUCGCAACUUAGUGGAAUACUUGAUAAGCAAUGAGCUGGUGAGUGGCUUGCGAGUGGUUGACAAGACUCCUCCGCAACUGGCGUUCCUAAACCCAACACAUUUGAAGUGCUUCGAGGACCCUCGUGUGGAGUAUCGGAGUGCAAACCUGAUUAACCCAACAUCAUGCGCCACCGCACUGGAGCCGAACGGGAAGCCAUGGGACCUGGUGGCCAACUGCGCGGGGGAGACGCGCGGGGGCCAGACGGAGGCGGUGUACGCGGAGGGUAUCGUCACACUGAGCGUUAACGUCGCCAAGCAAUGCGCGACGCUCGGUGUGCGACUAUUUGAAAUAUCCAGCGGGCAUAUGUAUAGCAGUGAUAAGCCCCAGAAAGAAGAUUGUCCCAUAGAGCCGUGGACCGUGGAGGGUCGUAUGAAGAGCCGCGUGGAACAGGAAUUCAAGAUAAUGAAGGAAGAACUAAACUACACCAUUAUAAGGCCAGCUAUUGUCUAUGGUGUUGGAGAUAGAAGAAGUUUAACACCUCGCCUGCUAUACGGUGGCAUAUACAAGCAUUUGGGGGAAACUAUGAAACUCCUGUGGACGGCCGACCUCAAAAUGAACACUGUGCAUGUUAAGGACGUCUGCCGAGCCAUAUGGACCCUGGGCUUGAAGCCGGACGCGAGGGGCCAGGUAUACAACGUGGUGGAUGAAGCCAGCAGUAACCAGGGUAGCCUCGCAGAGCUGGUUGCUGAAAUAUUCAAGAUUAACCACGACUAUUAUGGCACUACUAUAUCCACUUUGGCCAAGAACGACAUAGCGUCCGUGGCGGAGGAGGCCAACGACAAGCACCUCACGGCGUGGGCGGACAUCUGCCGCAAGUACGCGCUCGAGCACACGCCGCUCGAGCCCAGCGCGGGCGCAGAGCUUCUGCUGAACAAACAGCUGUGCCUCGACGGCUCCAAGCUCAGGGCGGUCAUGCAGAUGGACGUACCCAAACCUACCACCGAGAAACUUCUAGAGGUACUUCAAGACUACGCUUCCAUGAAUCUCUUCCCGAAGGAGCUUCUCCUAUGACCACUUUAAGUACCAAUUAGAAGUAAAUGUCGCUUAAAAAGUGUUUAUAUGUAUACCGCGCUAUUUUCACCACCUUGUGUACCACAGUUUAGCGAUCAUACGGAGCGGAUUCUGGAUGAAAUUCAAGUCUUAACUACGCAUGGAUCUCAUAUUGCAACAUUUCUAGUGUAUUACCGAGGUGGCGAUUCAAUAAUUUUUUUCGAUGCGAAUCGAGUUCAAGGUCACAUUUAGACUAGGUAUAUAAGAGAGAAAAGAAAAAGCAAAUAGAAGGAAAAAGAUAGCUAUAGCGUGUAUAUCUAAUACAAUCUGUUAGUUUUUUGCGUGAAACGUAGAAUUGUAACGUGACAAUGAUUUUAUAAGAGUUAAUUUACGAAGUUUAACUUAUAUAAUGGUGCUGGUGACGAAAUU